This is a messenger RNA of Bufo bufo (common toad), 4795 nucleotides long. It is a transcript of the gene ADGB, whose product is annotated as androglobin. Gene Ontology annotation, biological process: proteolysis. The transcript has 35 exons. NCBI's taxonomy places the organism in Eukaryota, Metazoa, Chordata, Amphibia, Anura, Bufonidae. Gene Ontology annotation, molecular function: oxygen binding; calcium-dependent cysteine-type endopeptidase activity; protein binding. The record is from RefSeq and is a predicted model, not a curated record. The coding region runs from base 1 to 4647 and encodes 1548 amino acids.
AUGUCCUCCAAACAAGCCAAGAAGAAGGAGUCCGGGCAUCGCCUGAGCUCAGCAAUGGGGCAGACGCCCAGAGAUAUGGUGUCCAUCGUUGCCAAUACAUUGACUGCAUCCGUUGAGUUCAAGAAAGGAAGAUCUUCAAUGUGGCCCGAAUGGAGUGAAGCAGAUAUCAACGCUGAGAAAUGGGACACGGGAAAAGCUGGAAAGGAAAAAGACAAAACUGGAAAGAGUCCAGCAUUACAUUUUUUUGAUGACCCUGAAGGAAAAAUUGAAUUACCAGCUAAUCUAAAAAUCCGUUCUUGGAAACGUCCCCAUGAGUUUAUAACAAGCACGUCUCCUGUGGUUGUUAAGGAUGAGACCUCCUGUGAUUUAUUAUCGGCAAAUGAACAUCUCAUUGGAAGUGAGCUCAUGCGGUGGAUAAUUAGCGAGGUCAGUGCCGUCUGGAGAAUUUACAAUGAAGGUCUGAUGGAAAAUAAAGCCUCAUCUGCAGAGCCGCCAGUGCUGGCAUGGAAGCCAUGGGAGCACAUCUAUUCUCUUUGUAAAGCCGUAAAGGGGCACAUGCCUCUCUACAACAGCUAUGGGAAAUAUGUUGUCAAACUAUAUUGGAUGGGGUGCUGGAGAAAAGUUGUUGUGGAUGACACUCUACCGUUCAGUGACGAUGACAAGUUACUACUCCCAGCAACUACCUGCGAAGCUGAACUAUGGCCAAUGCUUCUGUCCAAGGCCAUCAUUAAACUUGCAAGUUUAGACACCAAUGGAUUUGCAAAACGGGAGCUUGGAGAAUUUACUGUCCUGCAUGCACUAACUGGAUGGCUACCAGAGGUUAUACCUCUACAAUAUGAUUGUCUCGACGAAGUGUGGGAGCUCUUAAAAAGAAUAGUUUCUGAGUUCAAGUUAACGAGCGAUGAAAAACAUGAAUCCAAACCAGGAGCAGAAGACAAAUCCAGAGACAACAAGCUAGCGGAUACGAAACCAGAAAUCCCCAUACCCACCGUCAUUAAGCCCUCAGAAAAGACCAGCAAAGAGAAAACGGACUCAAAGGAUGCUGGAAAAAAGAAAGGAGAAAAAGAGAAAAACCGGUCAGCCACUCAUUCUGCACGACCUUCUUCAGAUUUGUCAAACCCUUUUCAACAAUCCCUCCAAGAGUUCACAUCUGUAACCUUGGUACCACAGAUGGUUGUGUAUGCAAGCUACUUACCUCUCCAUUUGAGUGAGCAGAAGAUUUCUGUACUUGGGCAGAUGGCAGAUUCAUCGGAGAAGCUGAGACAUUAUGGAUUAUCUCACAUAUACAACCACCCAGUGCUGGUGUCUAGAACUAGAUCAUGCCCUUUAGUAGCUCCACCAAAACCACCUCCUGUGCCACGAUGGAAACUGAUAAGGCAGAAAAAAGAUGUUAAUGUCACAGAUGAAGCCAAAGAACCUGUUGACAAGAAAGCUGAUCAGUUUGUAGAGAUCACCACACCGUUUCUUAACUUUCGGCUGAAUCCACUCUCUGUACCGUCUGAAGGACAAAUUGUAAGUACUACUUCAAGGAGAAGUUCUCUUGUGACAUCGAGCCUAGCAUCCGUAGAUGAGGCCGAAGAGACCGCCCAGAAAGGUAACGCAGACAUCAGUGAAGAUGUAGGAUUAAAUGCUGGAAACGAAACUCAGGUAAACUCUUCACUUCAAGAAAAUCUACCAGAUGGCUCCUAUGAUAUUUUGGCUGGUGAUGGUCUCAUAACAGAUGGGUCAGGUCAAGCACCCAACACCAUUGAGAAAGAAGCACUGGUCGAAGCAAAGCAAGUCACAAAGCAAACAUGGAUGGAGUUUUCUGACUUCGGCAGGUGUUUCAGGACAUUGUACAUAUUCCACAAGCCAAGUACAUAUCUAUAUACAUAUCAGAAAGCAGAUUUCAAGACAACAGAUGAUCGAGAUAGAGGAACCUAUUUCCUAUGUGUUGAUAACCUGAGGCCUACAGAAAUUUUGGUUAGCUUUUCAGCACUGACCCACUGGGGAGAUUCCCAUGUGAAAGAGGAUGUGGGAUCUCAUAAAGGCGUAUUAACAGCAGAACUGUUUUCUUGGAAGAGUCUCCUCAAUGGACCAGUUAUAUUAAAACUACACACCUAUGUGACCAAAGCUUCCUUGAUAAGCCUGCCCCCCGGGCGUCAUGUCUUACGCUUCACUGCAGGUUCACCCUUAGGCCACCAUAUCCACCUGUGUAGUACAGUGCCAUUCGUCUUUGGUGAUGAGGAAACUGUUAUGCCAUAUCUUGACAAGGAAAGUUUUCAAUUUAUGGACCAGGCUACAAAUAUAGUAAGAGCUGUACUGAAAGUGAUACAUAACUUUAGUAAUGAAAAUGAGCUGCCCAGGGCCUUUAAAGACUUGGAACUUACACACUAUCCGCCGCAAAUAAGAGAAAACCACUUUGGGGAAGAACAUUUUAAGGCUUUUCAUACUGCUUUGUGGCAUCUCAUGACUGAAGCUAUGGGGAACAAAGUUACACACGACUUGGUGUUUGCUUUCAGAGUCUUCACAAUGGAUUUCUCAGCUAUUUUGGCACCAGAAUCUAAUUCCAUGCAAGAUACAAAGGGAGAAAUCCCAACUUCAUGGGAAAAUAGAACCAAUACUUAUGAUGAAGAAGCUGCAUCUUCUAAACUUCAAGCUUGGUGGAGGGGACUUUUCUGUCGAAAAUGUUUGAAUGGCAGAAAACCAGGAACCAAAGAAAACAUCAUUGUGAAAGGAAUUCUCGACAAAAUUAGCUCAGUUGUUGAGCCAAAUGCUGAACAGUAUGGUAUUAAUUUAUUGAGGUUUCUGUUUAAGCACAGUGCUGCGUCACACAAAUAUCCCUGUUAUGCAGAUGAGAGAUACAGGCUUGCAUUUGCUGAUUACGCGGUUACCUACCCAGAUCAACCUGCAAACUCAUGGUUUGUAGUCUUCAGGGAAGUUUUCCACGUUCCUGAAGAUAUGCUUGUAGUUCCGAAGAUGUAUACAAACCUUCAAGCCUGUGCCCUUCACGUCAUUAAUAAUGAUACAUUGGAGGAAAUACCUCGGGUGUGUAACAGAGUAGCACCAUUUAUAUACACCAAAAAUACGAAGGGGUAUACAUUUCUAGCUGAAGCACAUGCUGGUGAAUUUUCCGUGGCAUGUGGAAAAUGGAGACUUAGACUCAUUGGAGCCUGUAAUCCUUUACCGUCACUUUCACGCGACACUGUAAAUAAUGCCUUCUCUAUGAAAGAAAUCAGAGAUUAUUAUAUACCCAAUAAGAAAGAAAUUAUAUUUAGGUACACCAUAAAAUCAGCAAUAGAGCAUGUCGCAACCAUUCAAGUGCAAACCUCCAAGUCAGAUGUAUUCAUCAAGAUACAGAUCCUUGAUAAUGAUGAAGAAGUUGUAAGUGCUACUGGUAAAGGUCAAGCACUUAUACCUGCGUUUUGCUUCAUGCCGAAUGAAAGACCUUUAAGCGCUCACUCAAGCAAAAGCCAGGUGUUAAGUGGAACAAAGAAAGGAAGAAUUAGUUCAGGUGGAAGCCAGAAAAAUAAGACCUCCUCAAGACCUGGGAGCAUUGCUGAAACUCAAUAUUCUGCAGAGAAUGAAACCACAGAAGAUAAAGUGUCGUCUCCACAGCCGGCACAUAAAUACAUUGUACAAGCAACUGUGCUGUAUAGAAGUUGGGAGCUUACUGAAAGUCAAGCAGCCUUUGUUCAAAUGCUAAAGGAGCUGGAAAAGCAGGAAAUGAAAGUAUAUACAGAGAAGAAUGAGGAAAUUACAGCUGAGACACACAACAGUUCAGAAAGCCAAAAAUCUGCAGGCACUCCAAAAACCGCCAGAAAGGGCAAAGAGAAAAUAGCAGAGAAAUCUGAAAAAGAAAAGCCUGGUAAGGACAAGGAUAGAGAGAGACUUCAGUCAACCCCUACCUCAAGACCCGAAUCACAGGCCCAACUGCAAAUUGAUCUAAACAAACCUUCCUGGAUCCUGCGAUUUGUCAGUGAAACAAGUGAGGUGGACACUCUAGAGGUGAAGAAAGACACAGAGCGUAUGGAUGAAAUUAGAGCCUUAAAACAAGCCUGGGAGUUGGCAGAACCAGGUCGAGCUGUAAAGGCUUUACAGUCACGACUGCAGUUUGUGAACAAGUACAUACAUAAAGCUUCAACCCAGCAGAUGGAAAAUGCCCUUCAGGAUGACCAAGUUUCAGCUGAGGAAGAAGUAGUAUUGACUUCAAAAAUCCAAGAGCCUCAGUCAUCUGAACAAGUGGCAACAUUGAAAAGAGAAUUAGAACCUUUGGACUUAUCUCCUUUCAUUAGCAGAAGCAGACAGCCAGAACCUGUACUCCGUGAUGAGCAGGUCAUUCAACAACAGGCAGUGCAGAAAGCAGAGGAAAUCCGACAAUUCCGACAGCUUAAAGAAGAGAUUAGAAAGCAACGUGAACAAGAACUAAAUGCCAGAAAUGUGCAAAAGCAGAAAGUUCUACAAAUGUAUGAGGAUUUGCAGAUAUCACUUGAUAGUGCGCGGGAACAGAUUAUCAGUGUCCAGGAAGCAUAUAAGAGAAAACUACUAGAAGCAGAUAAAAGAAAGCAGGAAGUUAAUGCAGCUGAAGAAGGCAUCAAUCGCUCAGAAGAAAAGAAAACACCAUCUGCCCAGAAGAGGAAAAGUGCAAAAAGUGGAAAAAAGAAAUAACUAAAUAAAGAAAUUCUCCAUUCAUAUGGUUCCUGAAGAUCACUGAUGUAUGGUGUUAAGAUAAAUGUAAAAAUACAAUUUACACCUCCUGCAUAUGACUGUCUUGUGGAUCUGCAAAAUACGUAUGCGGUCCUAUGUAUCCCGCAAU